AUGAAUGCUGGGGUCGAAGCGGUUGAGACUGCAUUGAAGUUGGCUCAAAAAUGGGCUUACGUCAAAAAUUGGCUUACCACACCGGACGGCAAAGCCAUAAUCUUAAGCGUUGGUGGAAAUUUCCAUGGUCAAACUUUGGGUGUCAUGGGUAUGAGUACUGAUCCGGAUUACCAAAAUUCAUUUGGGCCAUUUCUGACAAGCAUUGGCUCAAGUUGUCCAAUCAAUGCGCCAGCAAACUCCGCACUAAACACCCACGGAAAAAAUACAGCCACAGUUUUACUUGAGCCUAUUCAAGGCGAAGCUGGGAUUAUUGUUCCGGACAACGACUACAUUCCAAAAGUAAAGGCCUUAUGUGAAUCAAACAACGUGUUAUUGAUAAUGGAUGAGGUGCAGACUGGGCUUGGUCGAACAGGGAAACUUCUUUGUCAAGAGCAUUCAAAUGUCCGAGCAGACAUUUUGACUUUAGGUAAAUCUUUGUCCGGUGGAUUUUAUCCAGUCUCUGCGGUUUUGGCAGAUGAUCACAUUAUGGGAGUCAUCAAAACUGGAGAACACGGCUCUACAUUUGGCGGGAACCCGUUAGGUUGUGCUGUGGCAAUUGCUGCAUUGGAUGUAUUGAUUGAAGAAAACUUGUGCAAGAGGGCCGAGGAAAUGGGGAAACUGAUGAGAAGUGGUUUAUUAGAAUUGAAAUCCAUCCGACCAUCAGUAGCCAGCCCAAUGGGGUAUAUACAAACUGUCAGAGGCAAAGGUUUAUUGAAUGCACUUGUGAUUGACCCAAACCUAUCUCCUAAGAAAAGGGGGGCUUGGGAUCUUUGUCUGUUGAUGAAAUCACAAGGUGUUCUGGCCAAGCCGACCAAUUCAAAUAUCAUCCGGUUGACUCCCCCUUUGACAAUUGGACCCAAUGAAGUCAAACAAGUUGUUAAGGUUAUUGGGGAGUGUCUUCAAGAUUUGGACCAGGUUGGAUAA
Messenger RNA from Puccinia graminis f. sp. tritici CRL 75-36-700-3, 963 nucleotides. Its product is annotated as ornithine-oxo-acid transaminase. Gene Ontology annotation, molecular function: pyridoxal phosphate binding; L-ornithine transaminase activity; identical protein binding. The coding region runs from base 1 to 963 and encodes 320 amino acids. Gene Ontology annotation, cellular component: cytoplasm. The transcript is spliced from 8 exons. The record is from RefSeq and is a predicted model, not a curated record. Lineage: Eukaryota; Fungi; Basidiomycota; Pucciniomycetes; Pucciniales; Pucciniaceae.